GCGGCCUUCAGUGACGUAUUAAACACGAGCCGAGCGGCCGUGACGGAGAACCGGCGGCGACAUGUUGGCGGCUUUUACCCGUGUGUGUGGCCGGGGCCUGGCGCUCGCCACCCGGCAACUGCGGCCUUAUAGCGGGGCGGGAGAUCGGAAGAAAUUUUAUAAGAACGUUUCCAUCUCUCAAGGGGAAGGAGGAUUGUUUGAGAUAAAUCUUGACCACCGUAAACUGAAGACGCCGCAGGGGAAGUUAUUCACCAUCCCGAGUGAGGCGCUGGCAGUGGCUGUUGCCACUGAGUGGGAUUCCCAGAGAAACACUUUACAGUUUUUUGCAAUGCACCUGACAACUUUAUGCAACACAGCUUUGGAUAACCCUACCCAGAAGACAAGAGAGCAGUUGAUAAGAUCAGCUCUGAAAUUCUUGGACACAGACACAGUAUGUUACAGAAUAGAAGAACCUCCUGGUUUGGUGGAGCUACAGAAAAACGAAUGGGAUCCAGUCAUUGAGUGGAUAGAAAACAGAUAUGAUGUUGUGAUCGGCACCUCCACAGAUAUCCUGGGUCCAAACAUCACUGAGGAGACCAAACACACCUUUCAUCAACAUCUCUCAUCUUACAAUCUCUGGGCGUUAAUAGGUCUGGAAUAUGUUAUCCAUCAACUGAAGUCGGUUGUUCUUUCAUUAAACCUGAUUGACAGAAACUUGAAUGUAGAGAAGGCUGUACUACUUUCUCGACUGGAGGAACAAUAUCAGAUUGAGCGUUGGGGCAGUGUUGAAUGGGCGCACGAUUACGACCUGCAUGAACUUUGUGCCCGAGCCUCAGCAGGAACAUUGUUCGUUCAUUUGUGUUCUGAAAGCUCCACGGUCAAACAGAAGUUCCUGCAGCACUGACGAUGGACUGUGCGCUUGCAGUGUAAUUCUGUGUGUGUGUAUAUAUAUAAUAUAUAUAGUUAGGAUUCAUUAUACAGUUUUCUAAAUUAAAAUUUGCUUUGCCUGUUGAACCUCUUAACUCGGGGACUCCAUUUUUUUCAACAUUUAAAAAGUUACGUUUUGGAAAGGUUCUGCAACUUUUGAGUUGCUUGUUGUAUCUUUAAGCUAAUUUAUGAAAAGGGUAAGUAGCCCUGCUCCUUCUCAACACCGACAUACCAAGGUCCUGGCAGCCAGGCUGGAAAUCGUUUGCUUUGCAGUCUGGUUAUCGCCCCCUCUUGUGUGUCAGCUUGGCU
This is a messenger RNA of Callorhinchus milii (elephant shark), 1215 nucleotides long. RefSeq names its product ATP synthase mitochondrial F1 complex assembly factor 2 (gene atpaf2). Gene Ontology annotation, cellular component: mitochondrion. The coding region runs from base 62 to 883 and encodes 273 amino acids. The record is from RefSeq and is a predicted model, not a curated record. Lineage: Eukaryota; Metazoa; Chordata; Chondrichthyes; Chimaeriformes; Callorhinchidae. The transcript is spliced from 8 exons. Gene Ontology annotation, biological process: mitochondrial proton-transporting ATP synthase complex assembly.